AUUGGGGUGAUUUGGGGGCAGAGGAGCGGGGCGGAGCAGCCCGAGGGCCGAAAACCUGGAAUUCUGGAGAGGAAAAGCCGGGAGAGCUGCGGGGGGAGACCCGGGGCGCGGGCCCAGCCCGGGCGUGGCACGGACUCACCCGGGACAGGCGGGGGAGGAUCAAACCCGGCGGGGUCCGGAGCCCUCGGGAGGGAGUUCCAGCCGGGAUUCGGCGGUCCGAGCCGCGAGAGGAAGACUCCGAGGAAGGACAGCUGCCCUGGAGGACCUGCCCCGCUCGGGUUUGGGGAUGCGAAAGCCGCGAGCCCUGAGCUCCCCUGGCUCGCACAGCUGGAAGAUCUGAGAAAUGAGCUGGAGAAGAGGCAGGCGAAGAAAAGCGCGGAGGUUUCGCCCCGGGAAGCUCCAGCGCAGGGGCAGGAGGAGAAGAGCCAGCAGCCGGACGUGAGGAGCUCCCUCAGCAGGUGUGGGAAGGUGACUUUCCAGCUGCCCCUGGAGGCGGCGCCGGAGGAGCGAGUUUGUCACUUCUGGAGGAGCAGCGCCCUGAAGGAAACCCUGGGGAAGCUCCAAGCCAGCGUCACCCUGGACCCCGACACGGCGCACCCCGAGCUGCGGCUCUCCGAGGACGGGAAGCGCGUCUGGCGCGGCGCCGCUCCCCGCCCGCUCCCGGAGCGCCCCGAGCGCUUCGAGCUCUGGCCCUUCGUGCUGGGCCACCAGGGCUUCGCGGCCGGGCGCCACUGCUGGCACGUGGACGUGGGCGACGGCGGCGACUGGGCCGUGGGGGUGGCCCGCGAGUCGGUGCCGAGGAAGGGGCGGCUCAGCCUGGGCCCCCAGGGCGGGAUCUGGGCCCUGGAGAAGUGGGGCGGGCAGCUGCGGGCGCUGACGGCGCGCCGGGUGACGCCGGUGGGCGCGCGGGCGCUGCCGCGCCGGGUCAGCGUGCACCUGGACUGCGGCGGCGGCUCCGUGGCCUUCCUGGACGCGCGGGACGGGGAGCUGCUCUUCGCCUUCUCGCGCGCGGCCUUCGGCGGGGAGCGGCUGCGGCCCUGGCUCUGGGUGGUGGGCGCCCGGUCGCAGCUGCGGCUGUGCCCCUGAGCGGGAGGGACCCCCAGGGGA
This is a messenger RNA of Haemorhous mexicanus (house finch), 1107 nucleotides long. Its product is annotated as butyrophilin subfamily 1 member A1-like. The transcript has 6 exons. Gene Ontology annotation, molecular function: protein binding. NCBI's taxonomy places the organism in Eukaryota, Metazoa, Chordata, Aves, Passeriformes, Fringillidae. The record is from RefSeq and is a predicted model, not a curated record. The annotation marks the transcript as partial.